This is a messenger RNA of Elephantulus edwardii (Cape elephant shrew), 1512 nucleotides long. RefSeq names its product zinc finger protein 699-like. The record is from RefSeq and is a predicted model, not a curated record. The transcript is spliced from 4 exons. Gene Ontology annotation, biological process: regulation of transcription by RNA polymerase II. Gene Ontology annotation, molecular function: RNA polymerase II cis-regulatory region sequence-specific DNA binding; DNA-binding transcription factor activity, RNA polymerase II-specific. Bases 1 to 1512 code for a protein of 503 amino acids. NCBI's taxonomy places the organism in Eukaryota, Metazoa, Chordata, Mammalia, Macroscelidea, Macroscelididae.
AUGAUGCGGAUGGACUCAGUUGCCAUUAAGGAUGUGGCCGUGGACUUUACCCAGGAAGAGUGGGCUUUGCUGGAUCUUGUUCAGAGGAAACUCUACAUAGAUGUGAUGCUGGAGACCUUCAUAAACCUGGCCUCUGUAGGGGUGUGUAUUGCAGACCAGAUGACUGUUCCAAGCUCCUUCAAGCUCACCAAUUGGCGCUUUGAUGAGGCUCUGCACGAGGGCUUGCCAACACAUAUGGAAGAUCCUAAAUAUGAAUUUAAAGACUGUCGGGAAACUUAUACACCUCCUUCAUCUCUCAUGUUAUAUGAAACAUUUCACAGGGGAAAUGAGCCUUAUGAAAGUCAGGAAGAUGGGAGAGCAUUAACUUUUUCCUCAUCCCUCACUGAACAUACACAAAUUCCCAGUGGAGAGAGGCCUUUUGAAUGUAAGGAAUGUGGGAAAGCCUUUGAUUAUCUCUCAGAUCUCAGUAGACAUGUAAGGACUCACAGUGGGGAGAGGUCCUAUGAAUGUAAGGAAUGUGGAAAAGCCUUUAGUCAGUCCUCACACCUAUGUGACCAUAUGAGAUCUCACAGGGGAGAGAAGCCUUAUGAGUGUAAGGACUGUGAGCAAACCUUUCGUUAUUUUUCAAACCUCACCAGACACAAUAAAAUCCACAGUGGAGAGAGGCUUUAUGAAUGUAAGGAAUGUGGGAAAUCCUUCAGCUGUUCCUCAAACCUCACUACACAUAUAAGAACUCACAAUGGAGAGAGGCCGUAUGAAUGUAAGGAGUGUGGGAAAGCCUUUGGUCGGUCUUCGUCCCUCACUAAACAUGUGAAAACUCACAGUGGAGAGAGGCCUUAUGAUUGCAAAGUGUGUGGCAAAGCCUUUAGUCAGCUGGCUCACCUCACUCUCCACAUAAGAGUUCACACGGGAGAGAAGCCUUAUGAAUGCAUGGAAUGUGGAAGGGCUUUCAGUCAGUCCUCUCACCUCACUACACAUAUUAGAACUCACAGUGGAGAGAGACCUUAUGAAUGUAAGGAAUGUGGGAAGGCCUUUAGGUGUUCCUCAUCCCUAAUUAAUCACGUAAGAACCCACAGUGGAGAGAGACCUUAUGAGUGCAAGGAGUGUGGGAAAGCUUUCAGUAAACUGGCAAAUCUCUCUCUGCAUUUAAGAGUCCAUACUGGAGAGAAACCUUAUGAAUGUAUGGAAUGUGGGAAAGCCUUUAGUCAGUUAGCCCACCUCACUGAUCACAUACGAACUCACAGUGGAGAGAGGCCUUACGAAUGUAAGGAAUGUGGGAAAGCCUUCAGUCACUCCUCCUCCCUCACUAACCAUUUAAGAACACACAGUGGUGAAAAGGCAUAUGUGUGUAAGGAGUGCGGGCGAGCAUUUAGUCAGUCUUCAUCCCUAACGAAACAUACAAGAACCCACAAUGGAGAGCGAGCUCAUAGGUAUAAGGCCCAUGGAAAAGUCUAUAGUUAUUUCUCCUCCCAAUGUAAACCUAGUAACUCACAGUGGACAGAGCCUGUGUGA